AUGUCACCACCGGAUUCGAUCUCACAGACCAACUCCAGUGCCUGAAAUGAUCACAUAUAGCAUGGAGUUGAUCAUGGAGCACUCAAAGAGGCCAGAUGGUGUAUACUUGGGGAUAAUCGAGAAUCUAUUGAUCCCUAUGCGAUCUCUGAUUUGCAAGGUAAGCUUUAGUAAAUCUUCAUUUUUUUGGUUGCAAUCCUUUUUUAUUGAUUUGAUUCUGAAACAAUGGGGGAGGACAGAAGGAAAGAAAGGAGAUCUAGGAAAAAAAACAGAGAGAUUUUUUUUUAUUGUUCUUUGAAUGUGAUGAUAUGGAUUCUGUAUUUAUGAAAUUUUAUUUCAAUUUUUUGUUUUGGUUAUAGUUUUGUUUCAAUUUCAUACUUAAUUUUGUUUCAUCACCUUUUCCAUGUUCUUGGAUUUAUCUAUUGAUAAAAGUAAUUUAAAAAGUUAUUGGGAAAAUAUGGCUAGGAUGUCAGAUAUUCUUGUUGUUUAUGCAAGGGUUGAUCCUGCCACGGAAUAUUGUCAAGGCAUGAGUGAUUUACUUUCACCUUUUAUUGUGCUCUAUGAGGACAAUGCGGAUGCCUUCUGGUGCUUUGAGAUGCUCCUACGAAGAAUGGUGCUCAACAUUGACUUAAUAAUUUUUAUACGGGUGAAAAUUUCCAAAUGGAAAGACCUACUGGGGUGAUGAAGCAGUUACAAGCUUUAUGGAAGAUAUUGGAACACACUGACACUGAAAUUUAUGAGCAUCUGUCUCUAGAUGUAUUAGUGUAUUUUAAAUCACUGAUAUCAAUUUGCAUGGCCAUUAGCAUAUAGAUUCAUGCUUUCAAGCGAGUGUGGCUUUAUAUUUGAAUGAAAAACAGAAUGUCUCCAGGUGUAAAAUUGGUUGUUGAAUGAAAAACAGAAUGC
This is a messenger RNA of Dioscorea cayenensis subsp. rotundata (Guinea yam), 900 nucleotides long. Its product is annotated as GTPase-activating protein gyp7-like. Gene Ontology annotation, biological process: activation of GTPase activity. Gene Ontology annotation, molecular function: GTPase activator activity. Lineage: Eukaryota; Viridiplantae; Streptophyta; Magnoliopsida; Dioscoreales; Dioscoreaceae. The record is from RefSeq and is a predicted model, not a curated record. The coding region runs from base 401 to 679 and encodes 92 amino acids. The transcript has 3 exons.